Misgurnus anguillicaudatus (oriental weatherfish) is the source of this 4816-nucleotide messenger RNA. RefSeq names its product BCAS3 microtubule associated cell migration factor (gene bcas3). Gene Ontology annotation, biological process: autophagy; response to starvation. Gene Ontology annotation, cellular component: cytoplasm. The record is from RefSeq and is a predicted model, not a curated record. NCBI's taxonomy places the organism in Eukaryota, Metazoa, Chordata, Actinopteri, Cypriniformes, Cobitidae. Gene Ontology annotation, molecular function: protein binding.
GAAAAAAGACGAGAUGAAACGAACUAGCUCGGCUGGCGAUCACGCGAUACUUCGAUGUAAAUAAACACAUCAGCAUGACAUGACUGGCAUGUUUUCUAGGCUGUAGUUUCAAAGGAUACAAUUUUCCUUAGAUGAAUGCGCUCAUACGAGCGACACCCAAACAACCACCAUGGCGUGGAGUUUUAUUUUAAGGACCCGUCAAUUUAUUUUCGGUGACAGUUUAAACCCAAAAAGCUUUCGUCAACUCUGAUUUGUCAUACAUUUUCCCAGCGCCCGCCUUUGUCGCAUUUCUAUUGGUUCGUUGCUCUGUAUGCUCUCCUCUGAUUGGUCGAGGCAUCUGUUGUUUCCGCAGCACUGUGUACUGUGGCGUUUUGUAAGAACCUUCGUUGAUCCGAAUUGAAAACACAAAGCCUUGGGAUACUGAGUGUUUGGCAAUGGCAUCGGACUCCCCGCGCAGACCGAGCCGCUGUGCUGGUGGAGUUGUGGUUCGAGCACAGGCAGCAACAGAGCAGUCUUACAUGGAAAGUGUAGUGACAUUUUUGCAGGAUGUGGUCCCUCAGGCAUACACUGGGACGCCUCCAAAUGAUGAGAAAGAAAAGAUAGUGUGGGUUCGAUUUGAAAAAGCAGACAUCAAUGAUGUGGCUCGUUUACCAGAGUUUCAGGAGAUGCAUGGCGGCAGCACUGACCCACCCCUCUGUCUGAUGAUUGGCUACACAGAUGGAAUGCAGAUCUGGAGCAUAUCUCUGAACGGGGAGGCACAGGAGCUGUUCUCGGUCCGGCAUGGGCCCGUACGGACUGCCAGGAUUCUGCCUGCCCCUCAUAUCACUGCAGGUUCACUCAAGACUGACAGCUUCGCUGAGAAACGACCCCUCCUCGGCGUGUGCAAGAGCUUGGGUUCUUCAGGGACAAGUCCCCCUUAUUGUUGUGUUGACCUUUAUUCCCUGAGGACAGGAGAAAUGGUGAAGUCAAUACAGUUUAAAACGCCCAUUUAUGACAUACACUGCAACAAAAGGAUCCUUGUCGUUAGUCUGCAAGAAAAGAUUGCCGCCUUUGACAGCUGCACCUUUACGAAAAAGUUCUUUGUCACUAGUUGCUACCCCUGUCCCGGGCCGAACCUCAACCCUAUAGCCCUGGGAGGCCGGUGGUUGGCCUAUGCGGAGAACAAGCUGAUCCGGUGUCAUCAGUCCCGUGGUGGUGCAUGUGGAGAUAAUGCCCAGUCCUACACUGCCACUGUCAUCAGUGCUGCUAAAACGUUAAAGACAGGCUUGACCAUGGUGGGGAAGGUUGUGACCCAGCUUACUGGUACACUGCCAUCAGGUGUGCCCGACGAGGAGGGCACUGCCCACAGCGGAACCCGCCGCAGCCCUCACCAACCUGGUGUGGUCACCAUCAUAGACACGCACACUGUAGGAGAAGGACAGGUUCUAGUUAGUGAGGAUUCUGAUGGAGAGGGGGUGAUUGCACAUUUUCCAGCCCAUGAUAAGCCAAUAUCCUGCAUGGCGUUUAAUCCAAGCGGUAUGUUGCUUGUGACCGCAGACACACUUGGCCAUGACUUUCAUGUUUUUCAAAUCAUCACCCACCCAUGGGCGUCUUCCCAGAGUGCAGUUCAUCAUCUGUAUACGCUUCACAGAGGAGAGACUGAAGCUAAGGUGCAGGACAUCUGCUUCAGCCAUGACUGCCGCUGGGUGGUGAUCAGUACUCUUCGAGGAACCUCGCAUGUCUUUCCCAUCAACCCGUACGGCGGAGCGCCAUGCGCACGAACCCACAUGUCUCCACGCGUGGUCAAUCGCAUGAGCCGUUUCCAGAAGAGCGCCGGCCUGGAGGAGAUCGAGCAGGAGCUGACCAGCAAGCAGGGUGGGCGGUGCAGCCCCAUUCCUGGGCUUUCUAGCAGCCCAUCUGGAUCACCACUACAUGCCAAGCUUACCAGUCAAGAAUCCUUCAACAACUUUACCAACAACAAUAUGGGCAACCCACGCCUGUCUCCGCUACCCAGUUUGACGGUCGUGCUUCCUCUGGCUCAAAUAAAGCAGCCUAUGACCUUGGGCACCAUCACCAAGCGUACCGGACCCUACCUGUUUGGGGCUGGAUGUUUUUCCAUUAAAACUCCAUGCAAAGCCAAGCCGCCUCCUCAGAUCUCACCUAGUAAGUCCAUUGGUGGGGAGUUCUGUGUGGCUGCAGUCUUCGCCUCCUCUCGUUCCUGGUUCAUCACCAACCCCAGCAUGAAAAGAGAGAAAGAUCAGUCUCGCCAGGCGGUCGUUGAAUCGCUCUACAUCCUGAGUUGCUACGGAAACCUGGUGGAGCACGUGCUAGAGCCUCGGCCAAUCAGCACGGCGCAGAAGAUAGGCGACGACACGCCCCUCGAGCUGAACACCUGUCCGAGAGCCUGCUGGAAUCUUGCCAGGACACCGCAGUGGAGUGAGCUACAACCACCUUUCAACAGCAAUCACCCCUUGGUGCUGGCCUCAGAUUUUGUGCAGUACUAUCAAUACCUCAUGGCCGGCUUGGUACCACCUGGUAGUCCCGGCCCCAUCACCCGGCACGAGUCAUAUGACAGCCUUGCAUCCGAUCACAGUGGUCAGGAGGAUGAGGAAUGGCUGUCACAGGUGGAGAUUGUGACUCACACCGGCCCUCACAGAAGGUUGUGGAUGGGCCCUCAGUUUCAGUUCAAAACCAUCCAUCCAUCAGGACAGACCACCGUCAUCUCCUCCAGCUCUUCUGUACUGCAGUCCCAAGGGCCCAGCGACACCCAGCAGCCGCUUCUUGAUUUCGACACAGAUGAUCUGGACCUCCACAGCCUUAGGAUCCAGCCGGUUCGCUCAGAGCCUGUCAGCAUGCCUGGAUCCUCUCGCCUUGUGGCCGAUCGCAGAGGCCAAUCCACAGUCAUAGAUGCAGGCUCGGGCACAUUUGACCGCAGUGUCACCCUGCUGGAGGUGUGCGGCAGCUGGCCUGAAAGUUUCGGGCUACGUCACAUGUCCUCUGUGGAAGUCACUGAAGAGGGACUGAAGGAGAGGCUUGCAGACGCCAUGUCAGAGUCGCCAAGCAGAGACAUUGUGAGCUCUGGGACAGAGUUGCAGAGGGAGGGAAGCAUCGAGACGCUCAGCAAUAGCUCCGGCUCAACCAGUGGAAGCAUUCCCAGGAACUUCGAGGGUUACCGUUCUCCACUUCCCACCAAUGAGAGCCAACCCCUUAGCCUCUACACCACCGUAUUUCCUUAAACCAGCUCUGAUCUCAGACCCAUGAAAGCCUCCCACCUGCCUUUAAACAAUCUCGACAGUAAAACACGCACCACGGUACCCUAUUAAAAAGGCCACAUCAGCUUCAUAUCUUUAUGAGUUUCUUUUAAUCAAACAGAAAAAGGUUUGAAGAAUUAAGAGGGUGUCAUACAGCCAUUCUCAGAUAAGAUCCCCUCAUCUAAUUUCAUUUUCCCUAGAUAAAAGUUUAAGUGAUGUAGCCACCGUUUCAGAGAGAAGAGAGCUUGGAUAUGAACCUGGACUGGUCUGAUGUACUGUAGAUGGGUCACCACUUUUUCUCAAUGAAGUGUCAUAUUGCUUAUAUUAUUAUCAGUGUCCAGUGUGCGCUGUGCAUCUUUUAUUCUUUGUGUAUGAGUGUUGUGUGUUCAGAUUAGAUGAGUUUAAGCCUAAAGUUAUACAGCAUUACACUGAGUCUGACACUUGCAUCAUCAAACUGUUGAUUGCUGCACAAUUGAAAGCAUUUCCUUUUUAAGAACACAACUGCCGUAUUGUUUUAAUGUUUAGUAGAAGCGUAUUGUAGUUAACAGUUAAACUUUAUUAGACUGUCAGGUUUUAUUUGAUAAUUAAUGACAUUUGGUUAUGUUUAUGAUCGAAAUGUUGCGUUACGUUAUAGUGUUUUAUUAUUCAGCACAUGUGUUCUGUAUAUUUGAUGUUAUUUAGACCAAGUUUAUUACUUUAUGAAUUCAGAAUUCUUUUUUUUUCGAAGGGAUGUUCGUUUACAGAUGUGUCCUUAUUCGUUUUUUUCCUCGAUGUGUGCAAGGCUGAUAUUAAGCAACAGGGGUCUCGAGGAUCCACAGCACAUUCAUGCAGGUGAUUCAGACGGCUACCCAAACUUUCUUUACACACAUUAUGGUUUCAUUGAUAUAUCAUUAUGUAUUUUCUUUUUAUUUGGUGAAUUGAAUUAGUUUAGAUAUUAAUCUAAUUUCUCAGUUUGAUUGGAUGAAACUUGUUACACAUAAUCACACUGAACUAAAUUCCAGCCAAACUGAUACAAGAGCUGUGAAAAUGCUAAAGGAAAUUAAUGUUAGUUAUUAUUUUGCUCAAAUCUUUAAAUAAGUGCAUGUAAUAGCUGAGAAAAUAGUAACACUUUACAAUAAGGUUGUAUUUGUUAACAUUAGUUAAUGCAUUAGCUAACAUGAAUGAACUAACAAUGAAUAAUAUUUCAACGGCAUUUAUUAAUGUUCGUUCACGUUUAAUUUUGUAACUAUCUAAUACAUUUAUAAAAUCAAAUUGUUAACAUUAAUUAACGCACCUAACAUAAAUAAGCGUUUUGACAUUAACUAGCAUUAACAAGAAUUAAUACAUGCUGAAAACUAUAUUGUUCAUGUUAGUUAAUGCCUUAACUAAUUUUUACUAAUACAACUUUAUUGUAAAGUGUUACCGAAAAAAUCUGUGUGUUGUUUACCAUAAUUUACAGUAUAAAAGGCAAAGUUACAGUUGAAAUGAGUUUGGGACUGAAUGCAAUGCAGAUGCUUUGUAUGGAAUAUUUUUUGUAAUAAUCUGAUUAUGAAAUAGAAAUUUAUGCAAGUGUGUUUGCUUAAUACAGUAUAUGCAUUUUGACUUUC